AUGCGGGGUCUGGGGAUGGGCGGCUGCGGCUGGCCGCCGUUUGUCGACUGCCAUUCCCGGGACGAUGAGGAGGAGUACUACGGCAGCGACCCGAGGCCCCGGAGCCUGGCGUUCGAGGACAAAGAGCCCAAGCUGCAAGUGGGCCUGGACGCCGUGUCCCUGACCAGCACGUCCAGCAGCCUGCGGACCCCCCAGUGCAGGAUCUGCUUCCAGGGCCCCGAGCAGACAGGAGUCAAGCCUGGAUUGCUGUCCAAGCCCACUCACACACAUCCCCUUAAUGAAAAGGUUCAUGUCGUUUCGGGCUCUCCGGCAAGUGUCAAUUUUCUGUCGYAUACGGGAUUUGAUCAGAUUUUCCMAGCUCCUACACUCAGCCUCUCCUCUGUGUUUCAGUGGCAGGCCAUCUCCCUGACUGUGAUCGAGAAGGUGCAGAUUGCAGCGAUAAUCCUGGGUUCCCUGUUCCUCAUCGCCAGCAUUUCCUGGCUCAUCUGGUCCUCGCUCAGCCCCUCUGCCAAGUGGCAGCGUCAGGACCUGCUCUUCCAGAUCUGCUACGGCAUGUACGGCUUCAUGGACAUCGUCUGCAUAGGCCUCAUCAUCCACGAGGGAUCGUCGGUGUAUCGAAUAUUUAAGCGAUGGCAGGCUGUCAAUCAGCAGUGGAAAGUACUGAACUACGAGAAAUCAAAAGACUUGGGCGACCCGGUGAGCUCCAGCAGUAAGACCGGCGCCCGCGGCUCCCGCGGCAACCCGCACGGCCUGGCCAGCGGCGGCGGCGGCCGACAGAGCAGGCGGCUAAGAACUAUUCUGAACCACCACUGCGGAUACACCAUCCUGCACAUCCUGAGCCAGCUCAGGCCCAACGACCCGCGGAUCAGCGCCGCCGCCAACCGGGAGGUGGUGAUGAGGGUCACCACCGUAUGAGACGGACCUGCGWCAAGCGGCGGAAGGACGCAUGGACCUCAAUUUGAAAAAAACGACGGACUCAUUUGGCAACAGGAGCCCCACGUGGGACCGAACGGUGCCUGGAGCAUCAAUAGACUGRAAACACAUGAGGAUUUCUCCUCUUGUUUCGUACAACAAAAGGAAGACAGAUGCUCCUUUUCAAUAAUUAAAGAACUGAUGAAAACAUGGAAGUAUUAAAAGACAUAAAACAUGAAAUGUAUGAUGGGGGA
Poecilia reticulata (guppy) is the source of this 1166-nucleotide messenger RNA. Lineage: Eukaryota; Metazoa; Chordata; Actinopteri; Cyprinodontiformes; Poeciliidae. The record is from RefSeq and is a predicted model, not a curated record.